This is a messenger RNA of Chelonus insularis, 708 nucleotides long. It is a transcript of the gene mRpL23, whose product is annotated as mitochondrial ribosomal protein L23. The record is from RefSeq and is a predicted model, not a curated record. Gene Ontology annotation, cellular component: mitochondrial large ribosomal subunit; ribosome. NCBI's taxonomy places the organism in Eukaryota, Metazoa, Arthropoda, Insecta, Hymenoptera, Braconidae. The transcript is spliced from 3 exons. Bases 174 to 629 code for a protein of 151 amino acids. Gene Ontology annotation, molecular function: structural constituent of ribosome. Gene Ontology annotation, biological process: mitochondrial translation.
CAGCGCUUGUCGUCGAACAACUGAACUAAACUAUUUAGAAUGAGAGAGGCAGAAGAAUAAAAGAGAGAAAAAAUUUCAUCGGUGUUUGGAAAAUUGAAUGCAGUAACAUUUUAGGUUAAAAAUUUUCAAUAAAUAAAAACGCCGAAAUUAUUGACAUUAAAAAUUGAAACAAAAUGUCAACACGAUGGUAUCCGAUUUAUCGGAAAGGAAACCCUCAAUUAAGGAUAUUUUUACCAAAUUUUUGGAUGAAAAUAGUGCCACCUCAAUAUAAACUACCGGAAAACAUCGUUGAAUUUCACGUCUCCCUUGAAAUGACCAAGUAUGAUGUAAGAAAUUAUUUAGAAAAAAUCUAUAAAAUAAAUGUCAAAGAUGUCAGAACAAGAAUUGCACUAGGAAAAUUCAAACGAGCCCAAAAUGGUGGCUAUAUUAUCAAAGAGGAUGAUUACAAAGUUGCUUAUGUUGUAUUAGAUAAAAAUGAAAAAUUCGUUUUUCCUGAAUUAUUUAAAACUGACGAGAUAGAUAAACAGGAAAGAGAUGAGAAACGUAGUAUUGACGAAAUGAAAGAAAAUUAUAAAAAAUAUUUAAAUAAAAAUAAUAAACCAGGAAUUCCAGGAUGGUUUGGUAUUUAAUAUACUUAACAUUUAAUAUCAUAUGUUGUUAUAUGAAAAAUACUUAUUUAAAGAAUAAAUUGAAAAUAAAGCUAAUGUG